AUGGACGACCGUGGACGGCCAAUUCGGUCGUCCUCGAGGAGGUCAUCCACUCAGAGAAUCAAACCGCGUGCCCGAGCAUCCAACCAGUCGCUCCACAGCGCUGGCCGACCGCAGGAGAACACGACCUUCACCUCAUUCGAACCCUUUUCGCCGCCGAACAACGUCACGUCGAGUUACAACAGCACUGCGAGUACCACGACGAAUGGGCUCAGCCUUGCAGUCAUGAACGGCAACGGUAGCAAUCACGCUGGUCGAGAUGACGCCUCCGUCCGCUCCUAUUCAUCCAGCAAACGCUCCCGCUCCAUCUACGCUCCCGAUAGGCAAAACUCUCUCGCUGAAGAUGUCUACGGCGAGGUGGCUGCCAGUUCGGGCAACGAGACUGAAGCCGAAGCUGCCUCUGGUUCCGAGCCCGACACACGAUCACUCGAACAAGUCUCGGCUGCAAGUCAUUCUCUCAUCAACGUCCUCAACAUGGCUCCCAGGGACGAGUCUCGCCCACCGCUCUUCAACGACGUCAACGACCAACUUAACAACCCUCAAGUCCUACAAAAGUCCGAUGACAAGACCAUCGUAGCCUACGUCAAGCGUCAAGGCGGCGCAGGCAGGGUCAUCCGAAGACUGGCGAAAGAUGUCAGCGAUCGUGAUGCUGAGAUCUCACGCUUGCGCAGAACAGUGGAAGAGUUCGGUACACUAUUCAAGGACCACCUGAUGGCUGUUCACGAGAUGUCAAGACUGGAGGCCGACAGGACAGUGCGCGACUCGCCAGUCUUCUCAAAGCCUUCCGCCAAUGAUUUACAAGAAGAGUUGGAAUCUGCUUCAUCGGAUAAUCUCUUUGGCGAAAGUCGUGCGGCUCUGGCCAGCGACUCGCUCACAGUCACGGCCAACACGCAAGCCUCUGUCUCGCCUCUUGUCAGGAAGGAUACCUCGACUAGCCCGAGUUUUCCUUCUGGUUCCUCGACUAUUCGCGCACCACGCAAUUCUGCUACCAACUUGAAGGUCGACACUCCGAGCAUCGCACAGACUACUCGCUCAAACUCCAUGUCAUCAUACAAACCACUGGAGAUGGAACAGAAGAUCGAAAACGACGAUCUGCCACCACCUCUGCUUGACAUGAAAAUCAUCAAAAUACUCUUCCGAGCCUUCAUCGCUGAUAACUACGGGUUCAUCAUUGAUGGUCCUCGUGUUCAACAGUGGCUCUGGUCUCUAGAGAGACACAGAUUUGUCUCCAAGAGUCGUACUACUUCAAUCCUCGCUCGAGCUACCUCCAAUACCCGUUCUGCUUCGAUUGCUUCUAUCGAGGAAGGCGAGAAUGAAGAAGCUAUUGAUGUCACAGCCCAAGAAGACGAAUCCGCCGAAGCAAAUGAAGAGUCUCGCCCAUGGCAUGAAUUCCUCAAAAUCGAAGUCACCAAGCAAGCUUUGCUUUCGCGUCUUCCUAUUCAACUGCAUGGGGCCAAGAUGACCGACAGCGCUAGCAUCUCGUCGGUCGAUACUGAUGAUGGCGUUCCACGACUGGAAGAGCUGUGCGAUCCUGCAGAUUUCACUACGCAUGCAGAGCAUUUGCGUGAUGAGAUCUCGGCCGAGUAUACUCAGCUGCAAGUUGCCAGAGAGCAAGCAUACGACCGCUUGAUGGCCAAGGUCGAAGAGCCGAAACUUGCUAGCAACAGAUUCUCGCGUAUUUUCACCACUGCGACAGAGACAAUGCGUGCCAAGAUCUGGUUGGAGAGUGCGCAGUCAAGCAUUCACUAUUCGCCUGAGGAUUUCAGCAUGUUGGCAGCCGAGUACAACACACACCCAGACGAUCAAAGAUAUCUACAUGAUAUCGAGAUGGACACACCUCGUACUCUGACCAACAAUGUUUACUUCCGAAAGGAGAAGAAUCAGGAUGGGCUUGCCCUGCUACUGGGCUGCUUUGCCAUCAGAAACAAGGACAUUGGGUAUUGUCAAGGCUUCAACAUCAUUGCUGGCUACCUGUUGCUCGCAAUGCCGACUACUGAACAAGCAUUCUGGGUCUUCUGCUUCCUCAUCGAGAAAGUGCUACCCGCGUCUUACUUCACUGCUGAGCAUGAUUGGCAAGGCCCGCGUGCUGAUACGAUCGUGCUUCGUCACUACAUUCAGGCUUUGUUGCCACGUCUUGGUGCUCACCUCGACGAGCUAGACGUCUUGGAGGAGCAGACAGUACCGAUCAACUGGUUCCUCACUGCCUUUGCAUCAACACUGUCAGUGGAAGCACUGUUCCGUGUAUGGGAUGUUGUGCUGGGCAUCCCUGGACAGAACCAACAAGUCUUCCUGUUGCAUGUGGCCAUCGCACUCCUCAAGCUCAACGAAGAGGAGUUGCUGAAGCUAGACUCGGCAGCUGCUGUCUACGAUUACAUGGACCGUAAGAUGGCUAGAGGUGUAGUCACUAUUGAUGGAUUGAUCCAAGCGUCUUCGAGACUGGGUCCGAUUGCUACGGCGAAGAGUGUUGAGAAGAGAAGAGCUGAGGCUGCCAAGACGCUCUGA
This is a messenger RNA of Aureobasidium vineae, 2499 nucleotides long. NCBI's taxonomy places the organism in Eukaryota, Fungi, Ascomycota, Dothideomycetes, Dothideales, Saccotheciaceae. The record is from the annotation of a GenBank genome assembly.